GAAUAGCACAAAUCAGUUUGGAAGGUCAGAAAAUACCAGAAACAACCUAGGAAGAAACAAGAUCGAAAAGCAGAGUAAUGGCGGAUUACCAUUUUGUGUAUAAGGAUGUGGAAGGAGCAUCGACGCAGUGGGAUGAUAUACAGAGAAAGCUUGGGAAUUUACCAGAAAAACCACCUGCUUUCAAGCCACCGUCUUUUACUCCAGCUCCAGACGAAGAUUCCAUUCCUAAAGAUAAAUCUUGGAUUGAUAGCAAGAACGAAGAGGACCUCGAGGACCUCGAGGAUGAUCUCGAUGACGAUCGAUUUCUCGAAGAUUACAGGAAGAAGAGGUUGGCAGAGAUGAGGGAAGCAGUUAAAAUUUCUAGGUUUGGAUCAGUGCUUCCAAUUUCGGGGUCAGAUUUUGUGAGAGAAGUGUCUCAAGCUCCACCUGAUGUUUGGGUUGUUGUGGUUCUCUACAAGGAUGGAUACCAGGAAUGUGGAGUAUUGAUGCGAUGUCUGGAAGAAUUGGCAACUAGAUAUCCUGCUACAAAGUUCGUUAAGAUCAUAUCUACAGAUUGUAUACCAAACUACCCGGAUCGUAAUCUUCCCACUUUAUUGGUGUACAAUAAUGGUGCGGUGAAAGCAAAUUAUGUGGGUCUGCAGAGUUUUGGCCGGAGAUGUACCCCUGAAGGUGUUGCAUUAGUUCUUUGUCAAUCAGAUCCAGUACUAAAUGAUGGUCAGAAUGGAAGUGAUCCGUCGAGAGAAACUGUCAUGGAAGGAGUUCGGAGAAGGCUUAUAGAGAAGGUUGUGAAGGAGCACGAAGAUGAUGAUGAUGGAUCAUCAAGUGAUUAGAAUUUUAGUAGUUUCUAUUGGGUUUUUUUUUAAGAGGAAGAGGAGCAAAAUUGUAUUUUAUGCAACCAGAGCUGUGUUUUAUGUUUCUUUGGAUAUCUUAUUGCAUCUUGUACAAGUUGUUAGGUUAUUUGUUGGUGUUCAUUUGCUUAAGAUGCUCGUUUCAGUUCUCUUUUUUCUAUAUAUAUUUUUUCAUAAUUAUUAAUCCACUUGUUCACCUA
Messenger RNA from Jatropha curcas, 1048 nucleotides. RefSeq names its product Thioredoxin superfamily protein. Gene Ontology annotation, biological process: protein folding. Gene Ontology annotation, cellular component: cytoplasm. The record is from RefSeq and is a predicted model, not a curated record. NCBI's taxonomy places the organism in Eukaryota, Viridiplantae, Streptophyta, Magnoliopsida, Malpighiales, Euphorbiaceae.